CCCCUACCCACUUCGACCAAAACCCCCAAAAAAAUAGGAGAGAGAGUUCUUAAACACAAGUCCUCCAUUUUUGAAUCAAGCUCAAGGUUGAGGAAGACUCAAGGAAGAAGAAAAGCUUGGAAGAGAAGAGAAAAACAUAGAAAAAAUCAAGGAAUUUUACCAAGGUAUUCUAGACUUCUCAAGUAAUCUAGGAGUGGAUGGAAAAGUUGCCGGAUCCACCGGAGUUUUCGCCGGAAAAUUCCAAAAGUCGCCGGAGUUCAAUCGAGGAGGCUAAAAGCUCGCUAACGUCAUUUCAAGGUUGAAGCUAGAACUUACUUCCUACACCCGUUGUUUGGGAGAUCGAUGGAGAGAAGUUGUGGAAUGGGUGGUAGCGAUAGGGCGGUUCGAGGGAAUCCGAGAGGGCGCACGCCGGGGAUAGCCGGGCAAGCCAAUCGAGGAAUAUCAAGGUCGCCAAAAAGGCGAGGUAGGGGCCACCAAGGCCAACGAACACGAGCCGCGAUGGCUGAUCGCAUUAUGACUGGAUUCGAGUCGUGGAACUCGGAGGAUGACUCAACUUAUUACCCUGAAAGUGAGUCAGAUGAUACUUCUUUUGAUGAAAACGGCGGGGAGGAUAUACAUAGUAUUCCUCUUGAUCAGGUUAGUGAGAUGUACCGAUGGUACUAACGGGAAAGGGAAAGGCAACGACAAAGAGCCCAGGUGGGGCAUGUCAGAGACGAGACCUCUCGCAGGAGGGGUCGAGGUGCUCACCAGUACUUUUCUGUAGUACUGAUCCCUCGGAGGAACCACCCUUUCAGGUUGAAGCUAGAGCUUACUUCCUACACCAGUUGUUCGGGAGAUCGAUGGAAAGAAGACGUGGAUGUUGAAGUAGCUCUAAAUGGAAACUUUGAUGCAGUGUUGGAUAUUAUUGGUGUUCCAGAUCCUAAAGAAUUAAGUAAUCGAAAUCAAUGUUAUGAAGAGACAUGGACACUAUAUGACAUUGCUGGUAAAGGGAAAUGGCAUUGCAUGUUUUGAAGACAAAGAGUCUUGUUGUUUAUAUAUUUGGGCAACACCUCAUGUGACAAAUGGAAUGAUGCCAGAAAGAGGGGGAUUGAAAUGUUCUGAAAAACAAGUUUAAUUGCAUGAAUUUUGUAUUAGACAUUUUGUAUUGUAAAUGUUUAAGCAUGAAUUUUUGUAUUGGUGUUAUGAAAAUACAUAAGUUGUGUUGUGCCCACAAAUAAAUUGUGUGUCUGUGAAGAACAAACACUCGAUGUGUUUGUGGUUUGUGGCGUAUUUGUCUGUGCUAUGUAUCCGAUUUUGUAUUGUUCGAAUAAGUAGAGACUCUUUGCAAAAACAUUUACAAUUUACCAGGUUUGUUAAAGUACACUUUAAUAUCUGCCCACAAACACAUUGUGUGUCUGUGAAGAACAAACACUCUGUCUGUGAUUUGUGGCGUAUUUAUCUGUGCUAUGUAUCCGAUGUUGUAUUGUUUGAAU
Messenger RNA from Cuscuta europaea, 1472 nucleotides. Lineage: Eukaryota; Viridiplantae; Streptophyta; Magnoliopsida; Solanales; Convolvulaceae. The record is from the annotation of a GenBank genome assembly.